Messenger RNA from Lucilia sericata (common green bottle fly), 1752 nucleotides. Its product is annotated as synaptic vesicle glycoprotein 2B-like. Lineage: Eukaryota; Metazoa; Arthropoda; Insecta; Diptera; Calliphoridae. Gene Ontology annotation, molecular function: transmembrane transporter activity. Gene Ontology annotation, biological process: transmembrane transport. The transcript is spliced from 7 exons. The record is from RefSeq and is a predicted model, not a curated record. The coding region runs from base 112 to 1752 and encodes 546 amino acids.
AAAUGAUCAUUCACUUACGUCUGACAAUGGAUUAAUGAUAGAAGUGGAUUAAAAAAAUUGUACUGCUUCUUACACGUAUAAAACUCUAUUUACGAAAAUUUAACAAUAACCAUGGUAAAACCCACAGAACUGACCACAAUUGCCACUAUUGAGGGAAGUAUGGAAAAGAAGCCUAUAGAAGAUGAACCUAUUGUAAUUGCCAGCAUUGAUGAAGCUCUGGAAAAGACACAUUAUGGAAAAUAUAAUAUACAACUUAUAAUAUUUUCGGGCCUGGUAUUGAAUAAUGUGAUUUUGGAAUCGGUGGGCAUUAGUUUUGCUUUGCCGGUUAUUGCCUGUGAUUUAGAUUUAACCUAUCGAGAGCAAGGCAUCUUGGGAGCAGUGUGCUUUUUGGGCAUAAUUUUCAGUUCCCAUUUAUGGGGAUUUUUAGCAGAUACCAAAGGACGCAAGGAGACUAUGAGACCUGCUUUGCUGUUGGCUUUCUUGGUUACACUCAUAUCGAGUUUUUCCUUUAAUUUCAUAAUGAUAGCAGUAUUAAGAUUUAUAAAUGGAAUUUUGAUAUCGGCUGGUUCCGCUACAAUUUUUGCUUAUUUGGGCGAAUUCCAUUCCCAAAAGAAUCGCAACAAAGCUAUUAUGUGUUCCGCUUUAAUAAGUGCUUUCAGCGCCAUAUUUCUACCAAUUAUAGCAUGGCUUUUCAUUAAUCAAGAUUGGGAACUGCAGAUACCAUUUCUGCAGAUUGUCUUUAAACCCUGGCGUUUAUACAUAAUCGUGUGUGGUCUUUCUGGACUUGUUUGUUGUAUUAUUUUGGGCUACUUGCCUGAAAGUCCUAAAUAUUUAUUGGGUUUAAAUAGGCCCAGUGAAGUUUUGGAUAUUUUAAAGAAUAUGCAUCGUAAAAAUACGAAGGGGAAUAAAAAACUUAAAGACGAUAAGUUUAAGAUUACAACAAUUUUACCUGAUUUAGAUACACCAUUACGCAGAAAGUCUAUGGGCGAUAAGAAAUCGAUUACUUCUAUAUUACGCUUAAUAUGGGACCAAACCGCUCCCUUGUUUAUGAGACAACAUAUUCGUAAGACCUGCCUAUCGUCUCUAAUACAGUUUAUUACACUUUUUACUGCUCAUGGCAUCUAUAUGUGGUUUCCUUAUAUUCUCAAUAAUACCAUGUUAUAUACACAACAAUAUGAGGAACCUCUAUGUCUCUGUGAUAUUUUAAGAGUUACCCAAUCCGUAAAUUUUUCCAAUGCUAAUAGUUUAGAUAGUGAGCUGGUUAACACCUGCACAACAAAAUUGGAAAUAUCUACCUAUAAACACACGAUCACAUUGGAGGUAAUUUAUAUGACUUUGAUGUUAUGUGUGAUUUUUGCCAGCAAAAAAUUCAAUCGUACUCCCAUUUUAUUCGUUAUUCUAGCAUUGUCUGGUAUUUUCGGCAUUCUCAGCUUGAUAAUCAAGAUACCUUUAAUAGCGAUUUAUAUGAUCGCCCUAAUGUUGUGUUCUGGUCUAGCUACAAGUGUCAUGAGUGCAGUUGUUGUAGAUAUUUAUCCAACAAAUUUGAGAGCUAUGGCUGUUUGUAUAUCAUUAAUGCUGGGUCGCAUUGGCAGUGUAUCGGGCAGCUAUGUAUUGGGUGCCUUAAUAGAAACUCAUUGUGAAUUAGCAUUUUAUACAUCAUCAUUUGCAUUGAUAAUGGCUGGAUGUUUGGGUUUUCUAAUGCCUAAAACUCAGGAUAAUAAAAAGCCAAAUAAUGACAAUGAAAAUAUCUAA